Messenger RNA from Nannospalax galili (Upper Galilee mountains blind mole rat), 7416 nucleotides. RefSeq names its product DENN domain containing 4C (gene Dennd4c). The coding region runs from base 446 to 6319 and encodes 1957 amino acids. The transcript has 34 exons. Lineage: Eukaryota; Metazoa; Chordata; Mammalia; Rodentia; Spalacidae. Gene Ontology annotation, biological process: regulation of Rab protein signal transduction. The record is from RefSeq and is a predicted model, not a curated record. Gene Ontology annotation, molecular function: protein binding. Gene Ontology annotation, cellular component: cytoplasmic vesicle.
AGGGAAAAAGAAGAGGGAACAGAAACAUGGCGGGCAGCUGUCGAGGUAGCCUGCCCGUGGGGAGCACCUAGACCGCAGCGUUCGCGCCGGCGAUCCGCUCUGCGGGGCAGCGGCCCUUGCUGCAGGUGGCGCCCCUCGAGACCCAGCCGGCGCGGAGGCGCAGGCGCAGAGCGGCGGGUGACCGCUGGAGUCCCCGGCCCGGCCCGGCCCGCCCUGCCCUGCGGAGGGCGCCCAGGCCGCGGAGCCGGCGCUUUCAUGCCCCAGGAAGCUGCGCCGUCCGGCCGCUGACAGAGCUGCGCAGCAGGAAAUCUGGCUUUCAACAAAUCUCAGAGUAGAUACAAAAUAACUUAAAAAUUGUUAGACCAAUACUGCUAUUAAGAAACAAACAAACAAACAAAAAACCAGCCUUCUGAAAAGAAAAAAAAAAAGAAAUAGAGCAGCAGCCAUGCUCGAAGAUAAAGGACCAAGAGUGACAGACUACUUUGUUGUGGCAGGUCUCACUGAUACAUCCACUCUUUUGGAUCAAGAAAUAAAUCGUUUAGACACUAAAUCACCUGGACCUAAAGCUCCAAUUACAGACAUUGCAAUCAUUAUCAAGUCGGCUGGGGAAACAGUACCUGAAGGUUACACCUGUGUCGAAUCCACUCCAUCAGCACUCCAAGCAAACUUGAACUAUGGAAGUCUAAAAAGUCCAGAACUUUUCCUCUGUUAUAAGAGAGGCCGUGAUAAACCACCCCUUACAGAUGUUGGAGUUUUAUAUGAAGGGAAAGAACGGCUUAUUCCAGGAUGCGAAGUGAUCCAAGCCACGCCCUAUGGUCGUUGUGCUAAUGUCAACAACAGUUCAACGACUUCCCAAAGAAUCUUUAUCACGUAUCGAAGAGCUCCUCCAGUUCGAUCCCAGAAUUCUUUAGCUGUGACUGACAUAUGUGUUAUUGUAACCAGCAAAGGGGAAACCCCUCCUCAUACUUUCUGCAAAGUUGACAAGAAUUUAAAUUGUGGCAUGUGGGGUUCCAGUGUGUUUCUGUGUUACAAGAAAUCUGUGCCUACUUCAAAUGCAAUAGCAUAUAAGGCUGGUUUAAUUUUUCGAUACCCAGAAGAGGACUACGAGUCUUUUCCGCUGUCAGAGUCUGUACCUCUCUUCUGCCUUCCAAUGGGAGCCACUAUUGAAUGCUGGGAUCCUCAAACCAAAUAUCCACUUCCUGUUUUUUCAACUUUUGUCCUGACAGGUUCUUCAGCUGAAAAGGUAUAUGGAGCUGCUAUCCAGUUUUAUGAACCUUACUGUCGGGAACUUCUCACAGAGAAACAACUUCUGCAGCUGGGCCUGUUGACACCUGUGGAGAGAAAAGUAGUCUCCAAAUCCAUCAAUUCAAACAAAUGCAUUUGUUUGCUUUCACACUGGCCUUUUUUUGAAGCUUUUAGAAAAUUCCUUAUGUUUAUCUACAAGCUUUCUGUGUCUGGACCACAUCCUCUUCCCAUUGAAAAGCACAUUUCACAUUUUAUGCAAAACAUCCCUUUUCCUUCACCACAAAGACCAAGAAUCCUCGUACAGUUAUCAGUCCAUGAUGCAUUAAUAUUGUCACAGCCAGUUUCCACACCUUUACCACUAAGUGGAGCCAACUUUAGUACCUUGCUGAUGAAUUUGGGUCCUGAGAAUUGUGCCACACUGCUGCUCCUGGUUUUACUUGAGAGUAAGAUUCUACUGCAUUCUCUUAGGCCAGCUGUCCUGACUGGGGUGGCUGAAGCUGUUGUUGCUAUGAUCUUUCCAUUUCAGUGGCAAUGCCCAUAUAUUCCCCUUUGUCCUCUUUCACUGGCUGGAGUGCUUAGUGCACCUUUACCAUUUAUAGUUGGAGUUGACUCAAGGUAUUUUGAUCUUCAUGACCCACCACAAGAUGUUGUUUGCAUUGACUUGGAUACGAACAUGGUAUAUGUAGCUGAUGAAAAGAAGAACAUGAACUGGAAGCAGCUUCCCAAAAAGCCAUGCAAAAAUCUACUGGGCACCUUGAAAAAAUUAUAUCCCCAGCUGUGUUCAGUUCACCGAAAAACUCAAGAAAGUUCAGCUGUUGAGAUGACUCCAAUUGAAGCAGAUUUCUCUUGGCAAAAAAAGAUGAUGCAACUUGAGAUGGAAAUUCAGGAGGCGUUUUUGAGAUUUAUGGCAUCUGUUUUAAAAGGAUAUAGGACAUAUCUCAGACCAAUCACAGAGGCUCCUUCAAAUAAAGCCACAGCUGUAGAUUCAUUGUUUGAUCGACAGGGAUUUCUAAAAAGUCGAGAUCGUGCCUAUACAAAAUUCUAUACCAUUUUGUCCAAAACACAGAUUUUUAUUCGUUUCAUUGAAGAAUGCAGUUUUGUAAGUGAUAAAGACACUGGAUUGGCAUUUUUUGAUGACUGCAUAGAGAAGUUGUUUCCAGAUAAAGUUGUAGAGAAAACAGACAAGAUUGAUUUGGAUUCAGCAGAAGAUACCAAAUUGAUAGAACUAGAUGAUUCACAGAAAAGUGAGCAUACUGUAUUUGUAAUGCCACCCGAGCCCACUCCUGAUGAUGGGAAGGAUCUGUCCCCACAGUACAGUUACCAAUACUUUCCAGGAUUGGACCUGAAGCUUUUCGACAGACCACAGGAGUUGAAACCUCGUUUUAAUAAGCACCCUUCUGGGAGCAGCAGUACAAACAGUCCAGCUCUCAUGGCCAAAAGAACUAAACAGGAGAUAAAAACAGCCCAUAAGUUGGCGAAGAGAUGUUAUACAAAUCCACCGCAGUGGGCCAAGUGUCUGUUCAGUCAUUGUUACAGUUUAUGGUUUAUCUGUCUUCCUGCCUAUGUUAGAGUUUCUCACCCUAAGGUCAAAGCACUCCAACAGGCAUACGAUGUACUUAUUAAGAUGAGGAAGACAGAUGUGGAUCCACUAGAUGAGGUGUGCUAUCGUGUGGUAAUGCAGCUUUGUGGACUUUGGAGUCAUCCUGUUUUAGCAGUGAGAGUCCUAUUUGAAAUGAAAACUGCUAAAAUAAAGCCAAAUGCUAUUACAUAUGGCUAUUAUAAUAAGGUAGUUUUGGAGAGCCCAUGGCCCAGCAGUACCCGUAGUGGUAUCUUCUUAUGGACAAAAGUGCGGAAUGUGGUACAUGGUUUGGCACAGUUUAGGCAGCCACUCAAAAAGUCGGGGCAAAUAUCACAGGUCUUUUCAAUAUCAGCUCCUCAGAAUACCACAGGUGGAAGUGAUGGGGACACAGUGAGCCACGGUAGUGUGGAUAGUUCUAACGAUGCUAACAAUGGGGAGCACACAGUCUUCGUCAGAGACUUAAUCAGCCUUGAUUCCAUUGAUAAUCACUCUAGUACAGGUGGUCAGUCUGACCAAGGCUAUGGCUCUAAAGAUGAACUUAUAAAGGACUAUGCAGAGAUUCGUGUGCCUGAAGAGCAAAUAGCACAAGAAUUGAUAACUACAACGAAAUUGCAGAUAGAAGAGGUGUGUGAUGUAUUACCUGUUGUCUCAAAACGUUCACAACCUAGUCCAGAGCCUCAAAGUCCUACUGAGCCUCCUGCAGGGGGCAGCAGUAUUGUGAAAGCUCCAUCUGGAAUAUUUGACACUACUAACAGGACAAGGAGCACUGGAAGUACAGCAAAUGUGCUGUUCUCUACUCAAGAUCCAGUUGAAGAUGCUAUCUUUGGCGAAGUUGCUAAUUUCAAGAAGAAUGACGAUAGAGGAGAAAAAAGACAAAAGCAUUUUCCAGAGAGGAGCUGUAGUUUUAGUUCUGAAAGCAGAGCAGGGAUGCUCCGGAAGAAGAGCAGUUUGGACUUGAAUUCAAGUGAAAUGGCUAUCAUGAUGGGCGCAGAUGCCAAGAUCCUUACAGCAGCGCUGACGUGUCCCAAGACUCCACUUCAUGCCACAAGAACGCAUAGCUUUGAGAGUGUUAGUUGUCAUCUGACUGAUGCCAGAACUCAUAUAUCAGAAAGCUCUUGGGAUUCUGAGCACAAGUCAUCUCCUGUGCUAGAAAUGCUUGAGGAAAGCCAAGAGCUAGAGCCUGUGGUUGAUGAUAAUGUAACUGAAACGACUACUGCAAAGGUUACAUGUGACAGUCUACAAAAUGACAGGAACAAUAAUCAGUCCAGAGACUCCCAGGAUGCAGAAUCCCAGGAUGCAGUGAACAAGAGAAGUAGUUCAUAUGGUAUUGCUAAAGCCAUCGAGAGGGAAGAUGUUGAAACUGGACUAGAUCCUUUGUCUCUUUUAGCUACUGAAUGUGUAGAAGAAACAACUCCCGAUUCUGAAGAUAAGUUAUUUUCUCCAGUAAUUUCACGUAAUCUAGCUGAUGAAAUUGAAAGUUAUAUGAACCUAAAAAGUCCUCUGGGUAGUAAAUCUUCUAGUAUGGAAUUGCACAGAGAGGGAAGCCAUGAGCCUGGCACUGUUCCUUCAUUUAUUCACCCUUUAGAAAGGAGACCAAGCCUACCUUCAGAUCAUGGUGUGCCGGUAGCACAAGAAAACCUGAAAAUUGAAAAGUGCUCCCCUGCAGUGUCUAGGCCUAAAACUGGGCGUUGGAAGCAGCAAACUCCUCAUCGAACUUACAAAGACCGUUCCACUUCUUUAUCAGCAUUUGUACGCUCUUCACCAAAUAGCUCUCUGGGUUCUGUGGUAAAUUCUUUGUCAGGGCUAAAGUUGGAUAAUAUCCUUUCAGGGCCCAAGAUAGAUGUUCUAAAAUCUAGUAUGAAACAAGCUGCAACAGUAGCAAGUAAAAUGUGGGUGGCUGUAGCUUCUGCCUACAACUACUCUGAUGACGAGGAAGAAACUAAUAGAGAUAGAGAUUAUAGUUUCCCAGCUGGCCUAGAAGAUCAUAUUUUGGGGGAGAAUGUAUCACCCAGUACAAGUGUCUCAGGCCUAGUUCCCGGCGAGCUUACCCAGAGCAACACCAGCCUGGGCAGCAGCAGUAGCGGAGAAGGUGGAAAACUGCUGUAUGCGACAGGUGAAGUUCCAUUUUCAAGAAAUAUAAAGGGGCAGGACUUUGAAAAAUCAGACCAUGGUUCUUCUCAGAAUACCAGCAUGUCUAGCAUCUAUCAAAAUUGUGCAAUGGAGGUGCUGAUGUCAAGCUGCUCACAGUGCAGAGCUUGUGGAGCUCUAGUUUAUGAUGAAGAAAUUAUGGCUGGAUGGACAGCAGAUGAUUCAAACUUGAAUACAACCUGCCCAUUCUGCAAAAACAAUUUCUUGCCUCUUCUCAAUGUCGAAUUUAAGGACUUGAGAGGCUCUGCAAGCUUUUUCUUGAAACCAAGUACCUCUGGUGACAGUUUACAAAGUGGCAGUAUUCCACUGGCAAAUGAACCCUUGGAGCACAAACCUGUUUGCAGUUCAGCAGAACCUGACUUGAUCAGCUUUAUGGACCUCCCGAAACCCAACCAGACGAUAACUGAAGAAACAAGCUACACAGUUGAAUCAAGUGAUGAAAUAAAGAAAACCAGUGGAGAUGUCCAGAGUGUGAAAAUUUCAUGUGUGCCUAACAGUUUAUCCAAACGAAAUGUAUCUUUGACUCGAAGUCAUAGUGUUGGAGGCCCUUUGCAAAGUAUUGACUUCUCUCAGCGACCAUUUCAUGGCAUUUCAACAGUUAGUCUUCCAAAUAGUCUGCAGGAAGAUGUGGACGGUCUAGGAAAAAGGCCCAAUCCUCUCCCUGUGUCUGUGCCCUAUUUGAGUCCUCUGGUGCUCCGGAAAGAACUUGAAUCCUUGCUGGAAAACGAAGGCGAUCAGGUGAUUCAUACAUCAUCUUUCAUCAAUCAACAUCCAAUCAUUUUCUGGAACCUUGUUUGGUAUUUCAGACGUUUGGACCUUCCUAGCAACUUGCCAGGACUUAUACUUACAUCUGAACAUUGUAAUGAAGGUGUACAGCUUCCUCUAUCAUCUCUGUCCCAGGACAGCAAACUUGUGUAUAUUCAGCUCUUAUGGGAUAAUAUCAACCUUCAUCAGGAACCAGGAGAACCUCUGUAUGUCUCAUGGAGGAACCUGAAUUCUGAGAAGAAAUUGUCCCUUCUGUCAGAGGAGCAACAAGCAGUGAGCACUUUAGUUGAAAGCAUUAGGCAGAGUAUCCAGCAUAAUGAUGUUCUGAAGCCCAUCAACCUGCUUUCCCAGCAAAUGAAGCCGGACAUGAAAAGACAAAGGAGUUUAUACAGAGAAAUCCUUUUCUUAUCAUUAGUGUCUCUUGGAAGAGAAAACAUUGAUAUUGAGGCUUUUGACAAUGAAUAUGGGCUUGCAUACAAAAAUUUAUCUUCAGAGAUUCUUGAAAAGUUACAGAAAAUUGAUGCCCCACCAAGUACGAGCAUGGAGUGGUGCAGGAGGUGUUUUGGAGCCCCUCUCAUUUAAAAAGACUCAUUGGAACUUUGGUACUGAGAACUAGGGGAGUAGGUUCCGCCUGGAAACACUCAAGGCUUUUCCCAAUCUUAAGACCUGGUGAAAGCUGCAGUGAAGAAACUCUUGAUAAAAUACAAUGAAUUGUCAUUCAUACUGAAUCAUCUCAAAAUGUCAGCUGCCAUUAAACAUCAUGAGGUUUAUUGAUGUUUGAAGAUUUUUAGCUCCUGCCCUAUUUCUCUGCCUCCACUAAAAAGAAAAAAUUGAAUUUCACAUUAUUUACAUAAAAGAAAUAAUGAAACUGUCAUCAUUAUAGACGUUAGUAUUUGGAGUUGUUGGGUUUGGGGGAUGGCAAACUAAACCUGCCUAACCUCAAAACAAACGAAAUACUUCAAUUAUAAGAGUAACUGUGUAUGAUUGUAUAUGUGUGGGGCUAUGUAAUAGAUAUGUGUGUGUAUUUAUUAAAAUACUUCAAUUGCAUGUUGCAGUAGUUUCCUGAAUGAGGCCUUGCUGCCUAGUAAAUGACUACUACUAAACUCAUUUGUAGUCAUUAAUUCCAAAAUCAUCUGAAAGUCACAACUGCCUUCCCUGAUUUAAAAUUUAAUAUAUAUCUCCACCUUUUAAAUUAUGCAUUAUCUUGCUUAAAGGAUUGUGUCUUGAAUAUCCAGGUACUUCUGUCUUCCCCCAAUGUUAAUUUGUAGUGUUUAAUCAGAAUCUAAUAGGUGAAAUGAAAUUUCCUAACUUACAAAAUUAUUUGGAACUUACAAAUGUGUGUAGUCUUUGUAAAAAUAUGUUUGGGCACAUAAAUUGUUGGUAUUGGUUAUUUUUUAAAACCUAUGGGAGCUGGGCCUGGUGACUCGGGUUUGUAAAAAUCCGUUUCUUGGAAGGCAGAUCUCAAGUUCAAGGCCAAGCCUGAACUUUUGAGAUCCUGUCUCAAACCAUUACAGCCCAAUGGAUGAGCACUUGUGUAGCAUGCAUGAGGCCCUGGGUUCAGUUCCCAGUACCACAAAAAAUAGAACCUGUGGGAUAAACUCGCACUGCACAUAAAAGUUUUAUUCUUGUACAGUAUUUUGAUUUGUAUGCUUGUGAAUAAAAGUGUGCAUUUGUAAAUA